Theobroma umbraticum is the source of this 1778-nucleotide messenger RNA. It is a transcript of the gene KCS7, whose product is annotated as 3-ketoacyl-CoA synthase 7. Gene Ontology annotation, biological process: fatty acid biosynthetic process. The record is from RefSeq and is a predicted model, not a curated record. Gene Ontology annotation, cellular component: membrane. NCBI's taxonomy places the organism in Eukaryota, Viridiplantae, Streptophyta, Magnoliopsida, Malvales, Malvaceae. Gene Ontology annotation, molecular function: acyltransferase activity, transferring groups other than amino-acyl groups.
GAUUGGGAAUGCUGGUGAGGUUUUCUAGAGGAACUCAGCUAUGAACAAGCGAGAAAAAGAUGGAUAAUGCGAUCAUAAGCGCGGCAUUUAAGCAAGUUUCGCGAAUCUGCAGCAUAAACUGAGGAAGAAAGUCACUUCAUACUGUUUUCCAGUUAGUUGAUAUUUCUUGGUUCAUUUGGCAUGACAAACUCAGAGCUAGCAGUUGCGUUAUAAAACCUCCAUGUAGUUUGUCUAAUCUUAACAGAGAUCAGCAAAUGCCAAAAUUUCUCUCGUAAACCAACCUGCAAUUUGUCUGUCCCAUCGAAACAAACUCUGGAUUGUAGAUAUCCUCGCUUAAGUGACAAUGGUGGUGGAGUUAUUCAAGUGUUUCUCCCUUCAGAGCUUAUUCUUGUUUGCAGAAGAACCAAUCUCCUUUGACUAUUGCUUAAUUUCAUCUGCUGUUGUUUUGAUCAUGGUGCUGUAUUACACUACUAGAGUACAGUACUUUGUUUACCUCUUAGAUUUCAACUGCUAUCGUCCACCCGAUAACUUGAGAGGCAUAUUUGACUAUUUCGUUGAAUAUUUUGAGACAUUCAACAUUUUUGACAGGGAAAGCAUCGAUUUCCAAGUGAAAGUGUACGAAAGAGCAGGUGUGGGAAAUGAAUCCUGUGUACCUCGUUCAGUUCACGAGAUUCCAUUUAAUGGUUCUUUGAGCGGUGCUCGGGAAGAGAUUGAAGAAGUUCUCUUUACAGCUGUGAGAGAUCUUCUCUCCAAACACAAAAUAGAUCCUAAAAGCAUUAAUAUUCUGGUAUCAAAUUGUAGCAUUUUCUGUCCCACUCCAUCCAUUACAGCCACGGUGAUAAACAAGUUCGGGUUUCGAAGCGACAUAAAGAGCUUCACCCUAAGUGGAAUGGGCUGCAGCGCGGGGAUCUUGUCAAUAGGUUUGGUGAAAGAUCUCCUUAAAGUUCACAAGAACUCUUUGGCUCUGGUGCUCACUACGGAAGCUAUAACACCCAGUUUUUAUACGGGCAAAAAUAAAUCCAUGCUGGUAACCAACACUUUGUUCCGUAUGGGCGGAGCUGCUAUUCUACUAUCUAACAGGAAGCAAGACAGGUGGAUAGCCAAGUACAGGCUCCAGCACAUUGUCCGAACCCACAUGGGAUCCGAUGAUGAGUGCUACAAUUCUGUCUUCCAACAAACAGAUGAAGACGGCCACAUGGGGGUGUCCCUUUCAAGAGCUCUUUUACACGUUGCAGCCAAAGCUCUAAGGACCAAUAUUUCAGAGUUAGCCCCCCUUGUUUUGCCAUACUCUGAGCAGCUCCGGUACGGAUGGUCAGUAGCUCGCAAAACGAUUUGGUCAGCCGAGCAGAAGGGAACGUUCGUGCCGAAUUUCAAGAAAGCUUUCGAGCAUUUCUGUAUACAUGCUGGUGGUCGGGCUGUAAUUGAUGCGGUGGAGAAAAGUCUCAGGCUGCAAAAGGAAGAUGUCGAAGCUUCGAGGAUGACCCUAUACAGAUUUGGAAACACGUCGUCUUCCUCGCUUUGGUAUGAGCUCUGCUACCUCGAGGCCAAAGGAAGGGUGAAGAAGGGAGACCGGGUUUGGCAAAUUGCAUUCGGAAGCGGCUUUAAGACUAACAGUGCAGUCUGGAAAUGCAUUUCAGAACUUGAUCCUAAGGAAACAAACGCAUGGUCUGACAGAAUUCAUAGUGAGCUGGCGCCCUAAUAACUGAGAGUUCUUGAGUAUCAUGUUUCUUGUUGAUGAAUCAACAACAUAUCCAUGACCUGGCAUCCAUUGCAGCAAC